Phragmites australis (common reed) is the source of this 1413-nucleotide messenger RNA. RefSeq names its product transcription factor bHLH94-like. Gene Ontology annotation, biological process: regulation of transcription by RNA polymerase II. Gene Ontology annotation, molecular function: RNA polymerase II cis-regulatory region sequence-specific DNA binding; DNA-binding transcription factor activity, RNA polymerase II-specific; protein dimerization activity. The coding region runs from base 334 to 1320 and encodes 328 amino acids. The transcript is spliced from 3 exons. The record is from RefSeq and is a predicted model, not a curated record. Lineage: Eukaryota; Viridiplantae; Streptophyta; Magnoliopsida; Poales; Poaceae.
GAGCAUGCGGAUACGUGUCGUUUGCCUCCCCUGACCUCACGCUUUCUCCUUCCUCGCAUUCCAUGGCCCAUCCUUGUGGAAGACCGGGUCUUUGUCUCCACUGAGCAUCCAUGUUAUUCCACACCCCCCUUUAAAGGGACCACCUCACCGCCUCCCUCUUCUCUUACCUCCAUGUCUAUGGACUCGUGGUGUCGAGGGCAACCCAGCCGCGUAUUAAUUCAUAGUCAUAGUUCUUGUCUACCUAGUUGCACUAUAACUCGAUCCGUGCAGGUGCAAGGUCGUGGCAACUAGGUGGCAGGCUGAUCGAGUAGGUAGCAAGCUAGGAGGAAGGCCAUGGCGCUAGAAGCUGUGGUGUUCCCCCAGGAGCACCUCGAGUGCACGGCCACGGCUGCCGUGGCGUCAGUAGGCUGCGGCAUCGACAUUGACGAGCUCGAGGACAAGGGCGGCGUAGUGCUGCAAGAAGAGGACGGAGCGCUGCCGCACGGCACCGGUGCGGUCACCACCUGGGACGCGGCGCUUUGCCCGUGCUCCAUCGCUCCAGGCAGCGUGGAGGAGUGCUGGGACGUGCAGCACCACUCCGUGUCGCCGCCGCCGGUGCCGCCCGCGCUAGAGCUCGGGCGCGGCAAGGCCGCCGGGUCAGCGUCGCGGAGGCGGCGACGGCGCCCGAAGAAGGUGAAGAACAAGGAGGAGAUGGAGAGCCAGCGGCUUAACCACAUUGCCAUAGAGCGCAACCGGCGGCGGCAGAUGAACGAGUACCUCGCCGUGCUCCGGUCCGUCAUGCCGCCCUCCUACGCGCAGCGGGGUGACCAGGCGUCGAUCGUGGCCGGCGCCAUCAACUUCGUCAAGGAGCUGGAGCAGCUGCUGCAGUCGCUGGAGGCACAGAAGCGCAGCGCAAAACGCUCCGAGCCACCGGCGGCGCCGUUCGCCGGGUUCUUCACGUUUCCUCAGUACUCCGCCGGCGCGGACGGUGUCGCUGGUGCCGGCGACAGUGCGAGCUCUGGCGGUGACCAGAGCGGCGUCUGCGCGGUGCGCCAGGGCGUGGCCGACAUCGAGGUGGCUGUGGCGGAGAGCCACGCGAACGUGAAGGUGCUCGCGCCGCGGCGGCCCAGGCAGCUGCUGAAGAUGGUGGUGGCGCUGCUGUGCCUCGGCCUCACCGUGCUCCACCUCAACGUCACCACCACCGCCGACCACCUGGCCUUUUACUCCUUCAGUCUCAAGAUGGAGGAUGAAUGCCGGCUAGCGUCGGUCGAUGAUAUCGCCGCCGCGGUGAACCAGAUAGUCGCCAAGAUCUCCGAGGAGUGUCUUAAUCAAGUCAGCUAGCUACUUAGCUGCAAAAUUGAGAAACUGUCAUGUAACAUUAAUUCGAUCCCAGUAUAUGGAUAACUCUGGUAAUUUGUGCCAUUGUCAGAAGAA